AUGUCCGCCAACUUUGGACGUCGGCUUUACACCCAAUUUCGGGAAUCGGCCUAUCCAUUCCUAGGCCGCAUACCAAAUCGCAUUUCCGCCGCCGACGCCUCUUCAAGGAAGCUUCUCGACUCGUUCGUGGCUGGUCCGCGGCGCUUGUCCACUCCAGUGAAAUCAACCCAACUGACUAGAGGAUUUGCUUCCGGUAGCUUUCUCGUUUUCGCCUCUCCCAGCUCCACUGCGGCAGAAACAAGUGCAGCGUGCAUCAUAACCUCUAAAACUAUAUCACCACAUUAUCUUUGGAAACGAGCUCUUCACACACCAAAAAAUGGCCAACAUAAUGGAGGAUCCUUCGACAAUCAUCAGGCCCCAAAGGCCGAUGAUCCUUCUCCAAGUAUCCAAAACACCGCUAAUCACACUCAAAAUUCCUCUCCGAAGCUGCAAGCGCAUGAUCCGCAUCCCGCACGUCCCUCUAAUCGCCAUUUAAUGGAUCGCCUACCACAUAUCCCACACUUACACCGACCAACAAAAGAAGAGCUUUUGGCGGCAGCAACUGGAUUUUGGUCGCGUCUCAAAGUGCGAUUUAAGUGGUUCUCGAUACGAAGUGUACGGCCCUUCAACCUCGAUGAAAUAACAGCACUCUUCUCCUGGGUUCUCCUAGGUCAUGUUGUAUGGGUCGUAGUGGGAACAACCACAUUCUUCUCCCUUCUGAUCUUAGCCAUAAAUACCGUCUUCGCGCAAGAAACGUUGGCAGGAUGGGUAGGCAAUUACUUGACCAAGUCCUCUGGCGUCCAGGUGGUGUUUGAGUCUGCCAUUGUGCCCAAGUGGAAAAAUGGUGUAAUUACUUUCAAGAACGUUUUUGUUUCGAGGCGGCCAGGCCAAGGUACAGGCCAUGUCAGUAAAGGUUCUUCAAAGACCGCCGCCGCUGCCGCUGCCGCCGCCGCCCGAGGUGAAACCGGACUCGAGGAUCCACUCGCGUUUGAAGAAGAAGACACCAAUUACACACAGUUUGACGUAUCCCUAGAAACCGUCAAUGUGACGCUGUCAUUUACCAAGUGGCUGAAUGGAAAGGGUCCGCUGCGGGAUGUUGAAGUCAAGGGAAUCCGAGGUGUUAUCGAUCGCCGGCAUGUUUUCUGGCCGGAAGAUGAUCUCGAUCCCAAGUCCUACCGACAUGAGCAUCACCCAGGCGAUUUCGAAAUUGAUUCGUUCAAGAUGCACGAUGUAUUGGUGACUGUCUAUCAACCCGACAACUUCCGACCAUUUUCUAUCAGUAUCUUCUCUUGUGACCUUCCCCAGCUGCGGAAGCAGUGGUUAUUCUAUGACUUCUUGUCGGCGAAUAUGAUGUCGGGUUCCUUUGAUAAUUCGCUAUUCACUAUUCACCCCCGUCAGACCAAUGGCUUUACAGGAGGCCGAUGGGAUGAAGGUACAGAGGAAGAUGGCAAAUCCAGCCCUUGGAAAAAGCACAGCAGGAUUCGUGUUGAUGGACUCAAUGUCGAUCAUCUGAAUCGCGGCGUCCAAGGUCCAUUCUCGUGGAUCCAUGAAGGCACCGUGGACAUUGUGGCCGACAUCAUGUUCCCUGCUGAAAAUGAUGAGAGCAUUGCGAAGGUGAUGGCAGAUUUCUAUGAUCGACUGGAGGCCACCGUCACCUCCAAUCAGGAUUCAGACUCCGUGCGUCAGCACGCGGAUGUCGAUCUCGAUGACGUUUCCGAUGCCGACAAGCGGUUCCUCAUGAUGGACCUACGAGUUCAGAUGAACAACGUUCGUGCCGCUGUUCCAAUAUUCACCCGAGACCUCUCUUAUAUCAACAACGCCCUCAUUCGCCCAAUUGUCGCGUACAUCAACUCAAAGCGUACCUUCAUUCCCAUCAAUUGCCGUCUCGUCAAGCGUGCUGGUGAUUUUGAUGGCAGCUGGACCAUCUUUGACAGUGGGCUAAUGGACGAUCUGUCCGCUGCUACCUACGAUGCCUUUGCUCGGGACGUCGUGGAUGACCAAGCCCGCAAACGGCGAUUCAAGAAAGUUGGAUUCUGGUCUCUCCAGCUGGCCGCACAAGCCAUCUUCAUGGGGAUGGCGGGCAAUAUCGCAUGA
Molecule: messenger RNA, 2073 nt
Organism: Penicillium pulvis
Lineage: Eukaryota; Fungi; Ascomycota; Eurotiomycetes; Eurotiales; Aspergillaceae
Product: mitochondrial distribution and morphology protein
Exons: 3
Coding region: 1-2073 (690 amino acids)
Biological process (GO): mitochondrion inheritance
Cellular component (GO): mitochondrial inner membrane
Source: RefSeq, a predicted model, not a curated record